GUCCAGCUGGAGAGACACAGCUCUGAACGUGGCCUUCAUCAGGAUUCAUGAGAUGCUGAUUCAGGAGAAGCAAAAUUACAAUGAGGCAGCAGGUGUGGGAGAGAUCUGACGAGGUGUGUGGGCCUGUAGCGUGACACAGAGCUGGAGAUGAGGACCAUUCUCGCUGUGUGUGGAGGCGGUGAUGGUGGGGAGUCCCGCGGCCUCCGCAGCAGGAUGGGCAGAAUGAGGAAGCUGCUGUGGCUGAGGCCGAAUCAGUGCGUGGACGUCCACAUGGACACGGAGCCCGGCGUGUGGCUGAGGAGCUUCCAGAUGUUAGACACUGAUGCGCAAUAUGAGGACCCAGUGCAGGAGUGGGGGGAGGAGGAGGAGGACGGUGCCGUGUUUGGCAUCACACUGCGUAGGGAGCCCGUGAUGCCGAGCUCUGACACAGCAGAGCUCCCCACAGCCUUCAGCUUCGUCCAGUACCACACGGUGAAGGUUCGCAGGCUCAAGGCUGCCACCCUGGAGCGUCUGGUCACCCACCUGCUGGACACCGAACACCAGGAGCCUGACUUCACCCGUGUGUUCCUCUCCACCUACAGAGCCUUCACCUCGGCCAGCACCCUCAUUGAGCUGCUGUUUCAGAGAGAGGACUUAAACGCCAACCUGGACAACACGGUCUGCCCUCGCAGUACCUUACCCCCUGUGAUUCGGCUGUGGCUGGAGGAAUACAGUGAAGACUUCCAUGAGCCCCCUCCGCACCAGGCCCUCAGACUGCUGUGUGUGCACCUGCGACAUCGUCUGUGCUUCAGACGUUUGGCUCAGACUGCUGAGACCCUACUCAAGAGGGUCCAGGAACGAGAUUGCAGCCACUCACUGCACAGGGGUGAAUCACUGCAGCAGGAGCCCAGAGAUCAGGUGGACGGAGGAGAGACGUCCGUUAAGGAGGAAGACAGAUACAGCUUCAUGGACUGCCCUGUCAGAGAAAUAGCGGAGCAGCUGACCAGACUGGACGCCGACCUGUUUGUCAGAGUGGUGCCCUUCCACUGCCUGGGCUGCGUCUGGUCACAGCGUGACAAGAAAGAAAACCGAAACUUGGCACCCACCGUCCGCGCCACCAUCUCCCAGUUCAACGCCGUCACCAACCGUGUCAUCACUUCGCUCCUCUGCCCGUCCUCACCCAGCCCUUCCACUUCCUCUCCCAUCUCAUCACCCGUCUCCUCCUCUACCUUCCUGUACCCCUCCACUGCCCCGAGCUCACCUCGCUCCUCGCACACCAACCCCUCCCACAGAGCACGCAUCAUUGAGAGGUGGAUCGCCAUUGCACAGGAGUGCAGACAGCUGAAGAAUUUCUCCUCUUUAAGGGCCAUCCUUUCAGCGCUGCAGUCCAACGCCGUGUAUUGCCUCAAGAAGACCUGGGCUGCUGUCAGCAGGGAAAGCAUGGCCACCUUUGACAACCUGUGUGAGACUUUCCCUGAUGAGAACUGUGUGCUAACCACCAGAGAGAUCCUUGUGGAGGAUGCGAGUCACCCAGACAGCAGUGCCACCCCGGGCCCUAAAUCUCCGCAGCUCUGCUCAGUGUCCAGACAGAUGAGCUUAAGCAGAGGUGUUGUGCCGUACCUGGGCACUUACCUGACUGUCCUCACCAUGCUGGAUACAGCACUGACUGACACUGUGGAGGGAGGACUCAUCAACUUUGAGAAGCGCAGACGGGAGUUUGAGAUUCUUUCCCAGAUUCGACAGCUCCAGGCUUCCUGUUCCCACUACAGCCUUUCAGUGAAUCCUCACAUCACUGCCUGGCUGCAGGCACACACACUGCUCACAGACCAGGAGAGCUAUGAACUGUCCCGUGAGCUGGAGCCUCCAGUCGACCCCUGUCCCAGCUCUCCCAACUCAUGGAGCAGUCGCCUACUCACUAAGAAGCUCGCAUCGUUGCGAACAGCCAGUGACAGCUCCCUGAGGAAGACCCACGCUGAUCAGAUCAGUGUGUCAUCUUCGGGCUCCAGCAGUUCAGACAUGGAGGACCUCUCCGUCCCUCAGCCCUCCCCCCUCAGACUCAAACUCAAGUCUCUCUCGGGCUCUCUUCACAACGUAGCAGAGGACUUCUCCUCCUCCUCCUCUGCCAGUCUGUCCAGCUCCUCCUGCAGCUCUUCUCAUCCAGACCUCAGCUCCUCCUCUCUGGCGCUGAGCCCUGAGUCCUUGUCCUCCAGCUGUUCUCCUCAGGCCUCACUGCCCGUCUACAACAAACAGGUCGCAGACUCAUGUAUCAUCAGGGUCAGUGUGGAGUCUGUCAGCAACGGAAAUGUCUACAAGAGCAUACUGCUGACCAGUCAGGACCACACACCUCAGGUGAUUCAGAGAGCUAUUGAAAAGCACAACAUGGAGGAUGUCAGCUGCCACGACUUCAGCCUCUGCCAGAAGCUCAACAAUGGAAAAGAGCUCCUGAUCCCCGACAAAGCCAAUGUAUUUUAUGCCAUGUGCACCACCGCCAACUAUGACUUUGUCCUGCGGCAGCACUGGAGGAGCCCUGGGAAACACCUAGGCUCUUCCUCCAGCCCUGGAGCUCAACCCAAGAGCCGCCACGCCAAGUGAUGAGCCUCUGUCCUGACUGGAGGUUAGCAGUCCAACUAUACAACAGCGGAGCUGCUCAUCUGCACCAACAACCAGACAACAAAACCUGUGGCUGCUUUGUAUCCACUCAUCACCACGAGGGUGUCGCUGUGCAGCAGAUAUGAGCCGCUCCGCCACAGAGACCUGAGAGCUUUGACUGAAAAAUAACCUGAAGGGGUUCUCAGCAAGAAGUCGUCUUCACUGGGAGCAACACUGAAAUGUGUGACACCACAAAAUAUUGUAGUAGUGUUGGAAUAAAACUGAUGAAAAUGUCCAAGUAUACAGAGGAGAGAUGCCAAGAGGAACCAUUUUGUAUUCUCCAGCUGUUCUCUGACCAUGUUUGGAUUGAUGAACCACAUGUAGCCAGGACCUGUCUUCCUUAGAUAAACACACUUGGAUUACAUUUUGGAUCAUAUUGAGUCAUGAAUCCCAAUCCACCCAGGGAGAAACACAUCAGCUUUUACUGCAGCCAACUAUAAGCAUCAGGGGCAGCUGGUCUGACACAACGGUCCUGUGUCAUAACUCUUCAGGGGAACAUGAUAAAUGUGGACUGACACACUGGGACUUUUCCAUCAGCUUGUUUGGCUGAAUGAAUAACAGGAGUUCCCCAACGAAACAGAGCAUGAUGAAGAAACGCCAGACAGAAUGACUAAAUAUGGAAUGGAAGAUGAUGAGUAGCUAAAUGAUCUGGAUCAAAACGCGUUUGAAAGACUGCUUGGACGAGGCCUGUUACCUCUGACGUGGAGAUUUUAUUUGUACAGAGAGUUAGUAAUAAGUAUUCAGAUGUUCAGUCGUCUUCUAGAUGAGAAUUUAAAUGAGAAUUUUAUCAACUUAAAUUAUUUAAUACAUUUCAGUAUUUACUUUUUAGAGCAAAAGUGGCAUGAUAAAAAU
Messenger RNA from Seriola dumerili (greater amberjack), 3480 nucleotides. It is a transcript of the gene rgl3a, whose product is annotated as ral guanine nucleotide dissociation stimulator-like 1. The record is from RefSeq and is a predicted model, not a curated record. NCBI's taxonomy places the organism in Eukaryota, Metazoa, Chordata, Actinopteri, Carangiformes, Carangidae. Gene Ontology annotation, biological process: positive regulation of GTPase activity; Ras protein signal transduction. Gene Ontology annotation, cellular component: plasma membrane. Gene Ontology annotation, molecular function: guanyl-nucleotide exchange factor activity. The transcript has 18 exons. Bases 148 to 2571 code for a protein of 807 amino acids.